CGCGCUUUUACCGCAGUAUCUCUGGAUUAGUGCGCGCGCUGCAGCACUCCGCUCUGUUCUCAAACGGGAAGAACGAGAACAACCGACCCACCGAGCAGCGAAGACGCGUCGGCUCGCAUCCACCAGCACGAGCCGUUUCACUGCGCUUAUUUAACGCGGUUAUAAAAGCGGCGCGCACCGGAGACAUGGCCAAAGACGACGAGAAGAAGGAAACCGGGGAAUGGAAGGAAUUCUUCUGGAACCCGCGGACGCACGAGCUGCUCGGUAGAACGGCAAGCAGCUGGGGUCUGAUCCUGUUGUUCUAUCUGAUCUUCUACACAUUUCUGGCUGGCAUGUUCUGUCUCACCAUGUAUGUGAUGCUGCUGACGCUAGAUGAUUAUAAGCCCACUUGGCAGGACCGUCUGGCUACACCAGGUAUGAUGAUUCGGCCAAAAGGCGAUCUACUAGAAAUCGUGUAUAAUAUGAAGAACACAGAGAGCUGGGACACAUAUGUUCAGGCUCUGGAUAACUUCCUUGCACCUUAUAACAACUCUCAGCAGGUGAUGAAGAACGACGCCUGCAUCCCGGAUGACUACUUCAUCCAGGAGGACAGCGGAGAGGUGCGCAACAACCCCAAACGCUCCUGCCAGUUCAACCGCACCAUGCUGGAAGAAUGUUCCGGACUCAGCGACCACACGUACGGAUACCAGGACGGAAAACCCUGCGUGCUUAUCAAACUCAACCGGGUGAUUGGGCUGCGGCCAGGUGAGAAAGGAAAGUCUCCGUAUGUCACCUGUCGAGCAAGGAGGUUUAAAGAUGGAGAUGAGUGGAAGGAAGAUUCAGACAAAAUCGGCCCAAUCACAUACUUCCCUCCAAAUGGAUCCUUCAACCUCAUGUACUAUCCAUACUACGGCAAGAGAGCACAGGUGAAUUAUUCUCAGCCCCUGGUGGCUGUGAAGUUCAUGAACAUCACUCUCAACACGGAUGUCAACGUGGAGUGUACGAUCAACUCCAACUCUAACAGCACUCAGUUCAAGAUCAGCGAAAGAGACAAGUUCGCUGGCCGCGUGAUCUUCAAGCUGCGCAUCGACACAGAGUAGAGCAACUGCAUCUGCCACACACACACACACACACACACACACACACACACACACACACACACAGGAGAUUCAUAUUUCAAAGUGUUCAAUGUAUUUGUCUGUCUCCAUUCUCCUGUAUUCAUGACGGUCUCUGUGUGCAUGUGUGCAUGUGUGUGUGUGUGUGUGUGUGUGUGUGUGUCUUUGUAUCUCUGUGUGUUUUGAGUAUUCUUGACUGUCGUCAUAUCCAGCUGAUAUCGUUCCAAAGUGAAAUCAAGAGAGCAGGAAAAUAUCGUCUCUAAAAAUAAUCAUCACAAACAAUCCAGUGAAUCAUCACAAUCAUCCAAAACCUGCCAAGAAAUUAUAUUUCAGAUGAAGAAAACGUGCUUAACUUUUGUCCCAAAUAUAGAAAAAUAACAUCAUGAUGCAAAAAAUAUAUAAUAGGCUUCAUUUUCUGUAUGCAAAAUAUAAUUUCUUACUUCAUUCGUUUGAUGUUGAGCUAAAAUGUGACCUGGAUUCACUCGUUUAGUCUAUAUAAUGAAUUUACAUGACUGAGUGUAUAAUAAAUUACACAAAUUAGGUCAAAUUUGGUUUAGGAAAUCUGUAUAUAUAUGAUGAAUUAACAAAACAGAGGCAUAAAAUCAUUACAGACUUGAAUUAUCUGUCACAUAUCGCUCUCUUAACCUGAUAUUAUCUGUUUUAUCCAUUUGUUCAUUUAUUUAUUUCAGAACUAAGGUUCAUUUAUAAUGUUAUUUAUUUAUUUAUUUUCUGAUUUGUGUUUUUUAUUUUGUAUAUAUAUGACGUUUGUGAAGACACUUUUGUAACAUUGUAAUGUUCACCAACACCCCCCCCCCCACACACACACAAUUAGCUGACGUUCUGCACAUGCUCAGAUUGCACUCGAUGACGGACACAUUAGCCAAUCAGCUUCAAGCUGCGCUAUAUCAGUUUGCCAUUAAUUUGCAGUUAGUUUGCAUAAUUACUAAAUUUCGUCCAGAUCGGUAUGACCAAUCUUUCUAAAUGUGCACACAGCAAUACCUUCUGGACUUGUAAAUAAUAAAAAAUCGGAGGUAUUCAACGAAAAGAGUAGAAGUGAAGAAAACAUGUAGAUUAAAAUUUGCCAAUACAAUACGUAUUAAUGUAGAUGAAUGAACAAAUGUGUUUUCUUCCCAAAAAGUGUUUUUUUUAACUUAUUUGUUGUUGAGCACAUCAUGGGUUAGCGCUCGUUAGCACAACGCAAACAUUAGCUGCAUAUAUUUUUUUUGUAUUUUUAGUUCGUUUAUGCCUAGCUUGGUAGAAUCUUAGAUUUUUAUCAUGUGAUUUGACAUUUCAUGUGAUUUUGACAGUCGAACGGAAUAUUCAGAUUCCUGAUUUGUGAGCGAGACUUUAGCGUAGUGCAUAUUAGCGAAGCACUAGCCUGCCAGUGUUUUGUUUUCUUAUGUGUUUCACACAAUCCUACUUUUUGGCCCCACUUGUGAAUGUGCUGCUCUACUGGGUUACUGCCAGAGUGUUGUGCGUUUGAAACACUGGAGGGUGUGUGUUAGAAAAGUGUGGGAAAAAAAGAGCCAAAUGUGGCCAAACUUUCAAAUUAACGUCACUAGUCCAUCCUUACUGCCUGAUGUUGGGAUGGGUUCAAUGUUUACACAGAGCAGUGACUAAUAACAAGAUUAGCCACGUGCUAAACUUACGCUGCCUGCCAUACGUUUACUAAGAUCUACUUCACGUGUGCUGCCUGACUGCUCUACAUCAUGGGAUAGAUUUUAUAUGUUUUUAAGAUACCAUAAAUCGAAUUAUUGCACAUUGUUUCUGACUUCUGAACUUCAGAUGCAGCAGCGAUGCGUAUUAGCACGUCGCUGCACAGAAUGUUUGUACACCGCGAGUGUAGAUCACGCACAUCAUUCACACGGUUUAUUCAUUUCCAUUAGAUGGAAAUUCGGGGACAUCAUCACCAUUUGAACAGCGAAUGAAAUCACGGUCGUGGUCGCAGUUACCGUUACUUUGCGUGAAUUUCUGUGCGAUCGGGUGUUGCGUGUGAGAGUGAAAACGUUCCCAUGCUGACCAACAGAAAGCCACGGACUCCUAUUUCCACCACCUAAGAAAAAAAAUGUUUAAGUGAUUUUAAAAGUCAGAAUUGGGAGAUGAAAUGAUAACGAUACUUUGACUUUAAAUC
Messenger RNA from Carassius carassius (crucian carp), 3225 nucleotides. Its product is annotated as sodium/potassium-transporting ATPase subunit beta-2-like. Gene Ontology annotation, cellular component: sodium:potassium-exchanging ATPase complex. Lineage: Eukaryota; Metazoa; Chordata; Actinopteri; Cypriniformes; Cyprinidae. Gene Ontology annotation, biological process: intracellular sodium ion homeostasis; intracellular potassium ion homeostasis; sodium ion export across plasma membrane. Bases 186 to 1079 code for a protein of 297 amino acids. The record is from RefSeq and is a predicted model, not a curated record. The transcript has 8 exons. Gene Ontology annotation, molecular function: ATPase activator activity.